AUGGACAUGGACAUGGAGGACACGGACGAGGGCCAUGGCCUUCCCACCCGCCGAGCAAUCAUAAUAAUCACGGUCCCAAAUCAAGACCUCCCCACAAGCGCGACCACUCCGCUGCAUUUAAUAAACCCCAGUCCACCGCGCCGCGAACUCCAGCAGCACCCGCAGUCCCAAGUUUCGGCAACCCAUUACCAUGCAAACCGCCCCCCCGCAGCAGAUGUGAAUGCGAACGCGACUCGGAAACCGAAGAAGCGCAAGCGAAAACACAAUCAACUCGGCCUAACCCCCAAGACGGAGGACCACGAGUCCAGCGAGGACGAAGAAGACGCGGAUGAAGAAUCAAAGUUAGCGCAAGGUGGUGCCGGCGGCUCCGAAUCCGCCCCGCUCCAAUUCUCCUACAAAGGACGAACAGCUACCUUGCAAUCAUCCGCAGAUAUCGCAGCGUGGAUCGCAGAGCGGCGGAAGAAAUUCCCCACCGCGGAACGUGUCGAGGAGAAGAAGAAGGUUGCACAGGAAGCCAAGGAUGCGCGUGACGCAGUCCGGCGCGAGAAAAUGAACGAACGGGCGAAAAUGAAUGGGAAGGCUGCCGCGGCGGGGGCGGGCGAUAAUAACAAAGACAACAAAGAGAAGUCAAAGGGAAUUCAAAAGCCUGCCGCGGAUAACCUUAAUGCAGACCCGGCAUUGGAUGCCGCGAUGAAAGCGCAGCGCAAGGCCGAUAAGAUUCGGCGUAAUCUGGACCGCGAGCAGAAGCGCUUUGCUAAAGCGGAAGCUGAAGCCGAAGCUGCUCGUCUCAAGGUCGCCGCUCUACAGAAACAACUGGGAUCGGAUCAAAAUCCCAUGCAGAAGGACGUCGGUGGCGACGAGAAUGGGACUGGUACUGAUGGCCACGUUGUUGCCGGACCGAAUGUCGACAUGCUACCCGAGCUAGAGAUAGCUGAAGCCUCGGAUCCCAUGACCAUCGAUCUGACGGACAAGCCUUUGGAGCCGGGUGCUUUGACCGCCGCCGCUAAACCUGUUCCUACGGGGGUGGGCUUGGGAACUAUUGACGUGGCUGAUCAGGUGGAUGGACCCAUGGAUCUCGUGUCCGAGGCUGAAGCUUCGAGACAUGGGAGCGACUGGACCUCAUCUAGUGGCUCCGAGUCGAGCUUAGACUCGGAUCGUGAUAGCGGGAGUGAAAGUGAAAGUGACAGCGAUAGCGACAGUGACGGCGACUCCGCUCCCGAGCAGGCGAGCAGCCGACGACAGGGACCCGAGAAGGUUCUUCCGCCACCUCGCGAAGGCAAGAAGCAAUUGUGCCGGCACUUUGCUCGCAGCGGGAAGUGUAAUCGCGGAGAUCAAUGCAGUUUCUCACAUGACGUGGGCGAACGACGAAAAGCGAAGCCGGAAAAGAAGGAGAAGGGGCGCAAGGGACUUCUCUCUGCUGUGAGUACCCCAGACCCCGCCGGGAACCCCCCCCUACACUACAAACGAUAUACUAACAAGUACUUUCUACAGCUACUGGACCGGCAAAAGGAAGACGAGGAUCGGCGGGCAAUGGAAGUCAUUGCCUGGCUGGGAGAAAAUGGUCUUUUGGAAGAGCCGAAAGGUUCAACCUGUGGAACUGGAACUGGGACCAUCGGGACAGACGCCCCGCAAUCGGAUAUCCCUAUUUAG
Molecule: messenger RNA, 1650 nt
Organism: Penicillium manginii
Lineage: Eukaryota; Fungi; Ascomycota; Eurotiomycetes; Eurotiales; Aspergillaceae
Product: CCCH zinc finger protein
Exons: 2
Coding region: 1-1650 (549 amino acids)
Biological process (GO): box C/D snoRNP assembly
Cellular component (GO): nucleus
Molecular function (GO): metal ion binding; RNA binding
Source: RefSeq, a predicted model, not a curated record